CUCUUCCCACACUGGGGGCAGAGUCGAGGUCCAGGUGUGUGUGUUCAGGCUCACUGGGCAGCAGAAGGGUGGCGAAUGGGUGAUGCCGAUGCUGGGCGGUGGGGCCAUGGAUGUGGAAGGUGUGACUGAUUUCAGAGCCCUCCGAGCCAAAUUUCAGCACGACUCCAGCCUUGCCACCAAGCCAGUGCAGCCCUGCCAGAAGCCCUGCCCCAGGUUGGAGUCCAGAGGUGAUGGCAUGCCCAACAGUAAGGCAGAUGUGCUGGUACCCAGACCCCACAGUGAACCUCCCUGUCCUGCAUCCCAGCCCUCUGCCAUUGCCCAGAGGGCCAAGAUGGGCCACGCAGAUCCAAAGGAGCACAAUGAAGAGCACAAAGGAAACAUCUCGGUGAAAGGGCUGAGCUCUCCCAAAAGCAGUUCUCCAAAGUAUCCAGUGUCCUAUUGCACCGAGCAGCAAGCAUCAGUCCAAGCUGGCCCUGAGGAUGCUCCGCUCCUGAACUCUUUCCACCAUGCACUACGGAUGUGGCAGAACACUUUAUCUGGUGGUGAGAAAGCAAGUACUGAACUGCCAGCCUUGCGGCCAAUGAACCUCUACGUGCAGCCCAGACCAGGGCAGAGGGUGCUGCGUGCUCCUGCCACAUCAAACGGCAGCAAGGUGCCUCCAGUUAGCAGCUAUCCUACACCAGCCCCACCUGCCCAGGGGCUGGCUGCUGCCCAGGCAGCCCAGGGAGAUGGGAAAGCUGCUGGGAGCUCUGUGGAAACUACAUUGCAACCUCAAUGCCAGAAAGCAGAGUCAAAGCCUCCCCACAGUCAGCUGGGAACAGGGACGCAGCUGGACAGCCCAGGCAGCAAACUACCCAAGAUAAGACCUCUUCCUUCAGCUGCAUCCCUGGGUCCUGCUCCUCGGAAGCCCUUGAGACCCCCGAAGGUUGAUCUCAGCUCUUUCCGAAGCAUGCUACCUUCAGUUCACAGACAAAAUGAAACAACUGCUGAGGAAGAGGAUUACCUGAUUCCCGAAAGCACUCAACGUGAAGAGCAGCAUAAUUACGAGAAAACCUUGAUGUACCUGAAUCAGUCUGAGGACACCACAACCUUGUGUGUCAUUGAAGUACCUAAGGUAGAACCUCAAGAACACAAGAAACAGAAGAAUUUUCUCUUUGGUGAAUCCAGUCCCAGAAGAGCUAUAAUAGAGGAUGAGAAAGAAGGAAAAACAAGUCUUGAAAGAGAGAAACAGGAAGUGAAGAAGCCAGGUGGAAAUGAAUACAUAAUUCUCAGUGACCAAGCCAGGGAAGAUGGCAGAGGUGGGAUGAAGGCGUUGCAUAUGAGGCAGGAUGUGACCAGUACCCCCCAAAGGUUGGCAAAAGACAGAGCAAAACCCUUGUACUAUGGUGCUCCUGAACCAACCGAAGACAGACCAACCUCAAGACCAAACCAUCAUCAGCUCCUGCUGACCCCAGAGGAUGUGUAUGAUGAUGUUGAGGGACUUCAAGACAGACUCAGCCAUGCUUCAGAUGCCUCAAGUCCAUCUGCUUCAGACAGCAGAAGCAACUAUGAGGAAACAUAUGAAGAUGUUGAAACUGGGAGUGAUAAUCCAGCAAAAGAGAAAGCAGAAAAACAAAAGAGAUUUGGAAAGCUGUUUAAGAUAGAAAAAUUGAAACUGAAAAAUACCAGGUUCAAGGAAAACUUAAGGUUGUUUUCCAUGUCGGCGCCAAAUUUAGCAGAUGUCUCCCAGGAGGACAUGGUGUACGACGAUGCUGAGACCGAGCAAAAAGACCCCAGAGAGAAGGAUGACAAGUGCAAAACGUGGAUGCCAAAAUUCCUGAUGGCAAAAGAAGUGAAGGACCGACGGAGGAGCAGUGACGACGUGGAAAGAAGUAUCUUUAAAUUCAAGAAGAGCAAUGCAGAAAAAAAUAAGAUGGAAAAUGAAGAGAAGAUAUUUAGAGAAACAUUUCUGUAUGACAAGGAGAUCCGAGUCAUCAACACAGCAACCGCUGCAUGCUCCAUCCCCAGCAUGAGGAGAGCUGACCUCCCGCUCACAGCUGGAGAACAGCUGGAUGUGAUCGAUGUCACCGAGGGCAGCGCAGUGAUAUGCCGCAAUUCAGAGGGCAGAUAUGGGUAUGUCCUAGUGGAGUACUUGAACUUCAGGCAGUACUGACGGCCCCGGAGCAUCCCCAAAGUGCUGUUUCGAGCCUGGGAGAGCCCAUGUUUGUCAAUGUGGGGAGCUGAUGCCUAUGUAAAUAAAGCUUUAUUUUUUACACUUUCUGUGGUAAGCAUGCAAGAGACACUUUCUUUUUUUCUUUUUUUCUUUUUUUUUGUUUUUUUUUUGUUUUGUUUUGUUUUGUUUUUGGCCUAUUUUGAACGUUUUCUCUGAUUUUUCUCAACAUCAGUUACUUCUAGGGUUACUCUCUUUCUACCUCCCUGUUUACCUCUGGAAUGGCUACGAAAUUUGCAUGAGGGGUCUUAUGCAGUUUAGUUGCUCCAUGUCCAUCUUUUAGUGUCCUUUUUUAAGUGCUGGAAUUACAUGGUUUCCAAUCACACAACAUUGAGUUUCCUUUCAUCUUGAAAGCAUUGGGGCAACAGGUAUUUAUUACAUUCUUGAUGUAUGAAGUACAUAAAAUAGUGGAAAAGUUGGCUAGUUCCUUUCCAAAAUAAAAAAAAAAAAAGGGGGAGGGGGGAAAGAAAUUAAAAAGUAAAUAAAGCCUUCAGUAGAAAUGUGCUUUAUUUUUGCAAGCUAACAUAGGCAUCCAGGCCGUGUGAAGGCUGCCUUCUGGCUUCCCCACUGCACAGCAGCAGGUAUGCACCCAACAGUUGUCCCUGUGUUCGGAAUGCUGAGUGCUUGUUUUCAGAAAAAGGCUCCUAAAAGUAGGAGGAGAAAUAUAAACUGCCAAUGGCUUCUCCUCGGCGUACCCAGUGAAUGCCUUUUCAAAAGAAGAAAGGAAAAAAAAAAAAAAUAUAAAGUGAACUCUGAGUUUGUUUUCCAGUAAGGUUUUUACGUGGCUUUUGGCAGAAAGGGACAUGAACAUAGUUGUGCUAUGCAGCCCCUCCCCAGCCCCCUAUCGGUGCGCUCAUAAAUAACCCUGAAAAUGUAGGUGGCUUAAUUAGAAAUUAUUAAAUGUUCCAGGCUUAAGAAAACAUGGCAAAAUAAAAACGCUGUUUGCCGCAUGGCCAUUUCAAAGCUGGCAUCGAAGGCAUCAGGAAAACAGAGCAAAUAUUUAACAUUUACUUUCAAGUCUAUACAGGCAUUCUUAUUUAUUUUACCAUGUGGUUACUAUUAAGUGUAUUGGCCUCCAUCCAUCCUUGAGAGAGAAAAAAAAAAAAGAAAUAAAACAACCCCCUUCAAACAUGCACAGCUUUGCACACUUGCCAGCCUAAAUAUUUAGAUUUCUCCAGGGGAGAUGGAGAGCUGGGGGGCUGAGGGGUGUGCUUGGCCACGGAGCUGCUGGGGAUGUGUGUCCUUCUUCCCCAACCUCCCAGGGCCCUGUCCUGAUAGUAACCAAGUAGAUGUUAGCUCCCUGGGGGGCUCUCCUCCAUGAUCAUGUUUAGAGCUGAUCCCCUUGGGAAAACUCCUGAUUGCUUUUUCGCCCUCAUCUCCCCAUCCAAUGCUACCUCUGUAAAUGAUGCUGCAUGUGCUGCAAGUCUCUUCCCUCGUGGUGAAGCACAAACAUUUGCAUUGGUGUUGGCUGCAGCCAGCAGUUUGCUUGUCACAAGGAAGCCUUGCAAUGCACUCAUGCUGUUUUUCUUCAUGGAUGGAUUCCAGCACACGUACGGAGAGAAAUCACUUGAUAUGGGUUGACUUAAGACAAUACCAAACGCUUUGCAGUCAGCAAUUUGGAUUAGAUUUCCUUGAUUAAACCACAGAUUGGAUAUACUUAGGUCAAGAUGCUGUUUAGGAAAUUGAAGUCUUCCUUUUUUUUUUUU
This is a messenger RNA of Lagopus muta (rock ptarmigan), 3915 nucleotides long. It is a transcript of the gene FYB2, whose product is annotated as FYN binding protein 2. The record is from RefSeq and is a predicted model, not a curated record. Gene Ontology annotation, biological process: integrin-mediated signaling pathway; T cell receptor signaling pathway; protein localization to plasma membrane. Bases 83 to 2152 code for a protein of 689 amino acids. Gene Ontology annotation, molecular function: protein binding. The transcript has 20 exons. NCBI's taxonomy places the organism in Eukaryota, Metazoa, Chordata, Aves, Galliformes, Phasianidae. Gene Ontology annotation, cellular component: plasma membrane.